Molecule: messenger RNA, 959 nt
Organism: Oppia nitens
Lineage: Eukaryota; Metazoa; Arthropoda; Arachnida; Sarcoptiformes; Oppiidae
Product: N66 matrix protein-like
Exons: 4
Coding region: 42-959 (305 amino acids)
Source: RefSeq, a predicted model, not a curated record
AAAAAACUAAAUAAUAUAUUAUUAUUAAAAAAAAAUACAAAAUGAAUUCUAAUCUAAUUUAUUAUCAAUUAAUAGUAAUUAUAUUAUUAUCGAAACAAUUGCUAGUCAUUAGUCAAGAUUAUGAUAACCAAAAUAAUGGUUCAAAUGGUGAAUCGGGAUCUGAUAAUAAUAAUAAUAAUGAUAAUAAUGAAAAUUUAAAUAAUAAUAAUCAAGGUGAUAAUGAUAAUAGUGAUAAUAAUGGUGGCCAGGGAUAUAUUGGUAGAAGCCCUGGUAGCCAAGAGUCUAGAGGUAAUGCUCCAGGUACAGGUGCUGAUCUUGAUAAACAAUUAAGGGAUGGUAGUAAUGGCAACCCUGGUAAUAGUGGUGGUGGUGGUGGCAAACCGGGUAAUAGUGGUGGUAGACCGGGUAAUAGUGGUGGACCACCGGGUAAUAAUGGUAAUAGACCGGGUAAUAGUGGUGGCCAACCGGGUAAUAGUGGUAACAGACCGGGUAAUAGUGGUGGCCAACCGGGUAAUAGUGGUGGACCACCGGGUAAUAGUGGUAACAGACCGGGUAAUAGUGGUGGACCACCGGGUAAUAGUGGUAACAGACCGGGUAUUAGUGGUGGACCACCGGGUAAUAAUAGUAAUAGUGAUUGUGCUAAAUGUAUUGCCGGACGUAUUCAAGGUCUACAGUUUAAAGAUCCAAGACAAAUUAGGAAAAAAGAUAUACAUAUGGAAAAUCAAUAUAAAAAUGCUAUCAAACGUAAUGAUCAAGGUUUUGUAAAACAUAUUUGUCUUACGAAUAGAAAGCCAUGUAUUAGUGAAUAUUGUAAUGAAAAUUAUUGCAAUGAAUUCUAUCAGAAAUGUCUAAAAGGUUCCGAUUUCUAUCCGUUUACUAAUCAUAAACCUGGUCUCGAUAUUUGUUCAAAAUUAGAUCGAAGAAAAUAUCUAGAAUUGCUUGAUAAACCUUAUCCAUGA